GCAGCUUCAGAGAUGUCAGCCUCUGCUGGUGCCGAAGCGCGACAAGCGUCCGGGUGCACGCUGAGCUCGCCGGGCAGCCGGCCGCCGGCCAUUUGAGAACAUUGUGGCGUCCUGGCCGACGUUGGGAGCCGUUCGUGCGGCCUCAGGCCAGGGAAGGCGAGAUCCCGCGACUCGGCUCAUUCUCGCCUCGAGGUCUAAAUGAACGUCGAAGAGAGGGAAGGUGGGCCGAAGGCUCACCGUCGACAGCACCAACUCCCCUUCUCUCGUCCUUUGCGGCUUGGCCUUUGGAUAAGCGUUUUGUAAGCCAAGUGUUUUAGGAAGAAGAUCAUUUUACUGAUUUUGUUCCUGAGCUGACCAGGUCUUACUUUGUGAAGGUUGUGCUGCUGGGGUGUCCAAGAAAAGAAGAAAACUGUUCCUGCAGCAAAAUAAUGAUGGUAGAUCUGAAGGUGGCUGACUGUUUGAACCCUCAGAUCAAAGUUCUGUCAGAAAGCAAGGGGCCUGUGAUAGGGAGUUCCAGUCACAGUAAGAAAUGUACUGCACAAAUGGACAAUCCCAGUCCUGAAAGCUGUCGCCAGCACUUCCGGAAUUUCUGCUAUCAUGAAGCAGCAGGACCCCGUGAAAUUGUUGGACAACUUCAGGAAUUAUGCCGUCAGUGGCUCAGGCCAGAGCUCCACUCAAAAGACCAGAUCUUGGAACUGCUUGUGCUAGAACAGUUUGUGACCAUUCUACCCAGGGACACCCAGAGCCGGAUAAGGAAGGACCAUCUACAGAGCAUUGAGGAGGCUGUGGCCCUGGUAGAGCACUUGCAGAGGGAAUCUGGUCACUCGAGGAAUAGGGUUGCAGUCCAAGAUCUGGGAAAGGAGGCAGUGCUUUUGGGAGAAACAGCAGAAUCUCAGCCAGUGGGCAUAGCCCAGGAUGAAGAAUUCUGGAAAACAUACCAGGGUCUGCAAGAACAGCUGAGCAGGAGUACUCCUACAGGAACUGAGCCUGUAUGUGAGCUGGCUGUGCCUGCUCACCAGAUCCUAGCCUUUCCUGGGCGGACAAACACUAAAGACUGGACAGUGGCACCCGAGCUCGUCUUGCCUGAGUCCCAGAGCUUGUUGAUAUUUGAAGAAGUGGCCAUGUAUUUUUCCCAAGAGGAAUGGGAGUUACUGGAUCCCACUCAGAAGGCCCUCUACAAUGAUGUAAUGCGGGAAAACUAUGAGACUGUCAUCUCUCUAGCUGUGCCUGCUCACCAGAUCCUAGCCUUUCCUGAGCAGAUAAUCACCAAAGACUGGACAGUGGCACCUCAGCUCGUCUUGCCUGAGUCCCAGAGCUUGUUGACAUUUGAAGAAGUGGCCAUGUAUUUUUCCCAGGAGGAAUGGGAGUUACUGGAUCCCACUCAGAAGGCCCUCUACAAUGAUGUAAUGCGGGAAAACUAUGAGACUCUCAUCUCUCUAGCCUUAUUUGUGCUCCCCAAACCUAAAGUGAUCUCCUACCUAGAGCAUGGGGAAGAGCCAUGGGUUCAAGGGUCCUUGGAAUUCAAGAACAGUCCUGGAGAGCUGCCUUCAGAGUUAAAGGUCAAAACUGACACUGAAAGCCAUCAGCCUGUGUGUCUUUCUGACUUAGAAAUACAAGCGCCAGGAGACAUAGUAUCAAAAAAGACCCGGGUGAAAGUUCCCCAGAAAACAACAGGCAAAGAAAAUCAUGGUGAUACACAGAAGAUGGGGAAAUGGCAAAGAGAUUUUCCCGUGAAGAAAAGAAAGAAACUUUCAACAUGGAAACAAGAGCUGCUAAAACUUAUGGAUCUCCACAAAAAAGCUCGUCUUGGAGAGAAGCCAUUUAAAUGUCAGGAAUGUGGGAAAAGCUUCAAGGUUAGCUCUGACCUCAUUAAGCACCAAAGAAUUCACACUGAAGAGAAACCAUAUAAGUGUCAGCAGUGUGAUAAGAGGUUUAGAUGGAGUUCAGAUCUUAAUAAGCACUUAACAACACACCAAGGAAUAAAACCGUACAAGUGUUCCUGGUGUGGGAAAAGCUUCAGUCAAAAUACAAAUUUACAUACACACCAAAGAACGCACACUGGAGAGAAGCCCUUUACAUGUCACGAGUGUGGGAAAAAAUUCAGUCAGAACUCCCACCUUAUCAAACAUCGGAGAACCCACACAGGCGAGCAGCCAUACACUUGUAGCGUAUGCAGGAGAAACUUUAGCAGGAGGUCAAGCCUUCUUAGACACCAGAAACUCCACCGCUGAAUGGACGUUUGUCCAGUGUCCUCAUUCUGAAGAAGUUUACCAAGUGGAGGUUGACCCUGAGAUUUAUGAAAAAUAUAUGAAGUUAUGAGGCAUGAAUAAUUCUUCAUCAGUGGAGAAUUUGGUGAUAUAAACGUGUUUCACAGGAAUCAAGGUUGACUGCAGGGAUCUCUGUAAGUAGUUUUAUACUACUUACAUUUUUACACGUAGCCUUUGGGGAAUUCCUUAGCAAGAAAGGUGUUGCAGGAACAUUCUCAGUAAGGGAAACAUUUUUGUAGUUGAACCUGAUGAAACAGCAAAUUCAGCUUUAAAUGGAGAUGCGUACAUGACUCUGUGACCAGAGAGGGUAGAUACUGUUGGUUUUGCAUUGAAUUCCCAGCCACUUUUAAACACAGUGGUAGAAACAUUUGUAGCAUGGUCUUCCAAAAGAAAAAGCAAUAACCUGCAUAUUAAUUGGAUAUCAUUGCCUUUAAGGUUGUAAGCUUCCCAAUUUCAAGAGUCCUAUGACACAAAAAUGAGUUCUGUUGUUAAAUUUUCCAAGAACCAAGUUGGAUUUUCUUCCCCUCCCUUGUCAUUGGACACUGUUCCCAACGUUGGACAUACUUAAGUUUCUUCUUGAACAUUUUAGGAACUUUAGCUCUUGAAUCCUUUUAGCACCAUUUUUACUGUGAUGAAAUACUGUUUACUUCAGCACUAGGGAAUUUGCCAGAUAAAUAAUGCACUAUCUUGUACCUCAUUGGUGGUGUUUGAAAAAGAUAAACAUCUCUAAUGAGAUCAUACGGAAACGGGUUGGAAUGUUUAGCCAUGGAGUACAUGUAAAGAAGAACUUUCUGCAAUAAAAGAGACUAGUCCUUUUCUUAUAAUCUCAUAUGAUAAAACAUUAAAGAUAGCACUUUCUGGAGUCCUACAAGAAAAUUAAUGGAAGUUCAGAAUGAACUUCUCACGUUUUUAUUUGCUUUUCCUUUGGCUUUGUUUAUUUUUAAGAACAAGGGCAGAGUUAUGUUGAGGAACUGGAGCUGUGCUGCAGGCAGGAUGUUCACUGGGCGUGCCAGAAGGUUGGGUUCCCAGGAACAAAGUUUGGGAAUUGGUGCUGAGUGGUGGACAAGGAGGGUGAAUCUGCAUUCACAUUGGUUGUCUUACACUGUAAACCAGUGUGAAGCCGGCAGGGUCUCCCUGUGUCUGUUUUGUACACAGCAUGUAACAACAGCCUUCGGGGGUGAACGGUAGAUGGCUGAACUCCUCUGUGGGCUGUGGAUCUUUUUACUGUCUACAGCAGUGACUCCCAUGUGCUCCUGUUAGAGCUUUUAGGUGGUGUCAGGAAGGGGGUUAAAUGAGCUCCCGAACACCUCACAAACAAUAAGGUUAAGGCUCUGAUGCAGGGACUUGUUCAAGACCCUGUUGCUCUGGGUCUGCUGGCCGUCAGCUGCGUCAGGGAGGCCCAAAGGCAGGAUGAGCGGGAUGUGCACGUUCUCCCUGCAGGGCCGGACUGGAUGACAUUGUGCUGUGUCUACUGAGUUCUGAAACAUUCUUAUGGCUUGAUCGGUUCCCAAAACACGCAUUGGCUUCCCUUUCCCCUGCUCCCCAGUGAUGUGCUGGGCAGACUGACUGCAGGGAGGAAGCAGUUGUGUUUAUGGCUGUUUUCAGCUCCUUUGAGGAGUCGAGCACGGCUGGUGGUGAUUAUGCUCCAUUGGUUUGGUCCUUGGCUUUAGUACAUUACAGUGUAAGUCGCCUGAGCUGUGGGUCCGGUGCUCUCAGCAGGAUUUUGUUUUCUUGCCCAAGAUGAACUAUGCCAAGUCUUCCUUCUUACGCACAGGCAGCUCUGAAGCUCUCGUCUGCAUAGCUGUUAACCAUGGGCUCGUCCUCAGGCUUUGGGUACCCUGUCUCAUCCAGGCCACGUGUGGACAUCUUCCUGGUGCUACAUUUGUUCCGUCUCAGGGGGGCCUCUUAGGUGCCCAGGCACUGUUUGGUCUAGACUGGGAAUGCAGUAGUGGACAAAAGAGCCAAAGACAUGCCCUCGCAGGACUUGUAUUCUCCUGAAGAGUGUGGAGAAGAGUGGUGAUAGUUUGCUGCCUCUUGCAGUUAGGGUCAUGAGACGGUUGUGGGUGAUGGUUGUGGGAGGCCCCACUUCUGGGCUGAAGCCUUUCUUCGUUGGUGCAAAACUCGAUAGUGUCCUUUCUACAGAAACGGGCCGCAAGGUCAGAAUAGUCUGGAGUGCUGAGCCCCCCACGUGGAGAGCAGUUGUCCUGGAGAGUCCCCCAGACCUGUGACGGACUUUACAGGACUGAGAAAUAAAUUUCUGUUAAACUAUGGAGAUGUUGGUGUCGUGUG
Molecule: messenger RNA, 4556 nt
Organism: Neogale vison (American mink)
Lineage: Eukaryota; Metazoa; Chordata; Mammalia; Carnivora; Mustelidae
Gene: ZNF75A
Product: zinc finger protein 75a
Exons: 9
Coding region: 429-2231 (600 amino acids)
Biological process (GO): negative regulation of transcription by RNA polymerase II
Molecular function (GO): RNA polymerase II cis-regulatory region sequence-specific DNA binding; DNA-binding transcription repressor activity, RNA polymerase II-specific
Source: RefSeq, a predicted model, not a curated record